Drosophila subpulchrella is the source of this 918-nucleotide messenger RNA. It is a transcript of the gene Nse1, whose product is annotated as non-structural maintenance of chromosomes element 1 homolog. The record is from RefSeq and is a predicted model, not a curated record. Gene Ontology annotation, cellular component: Smc5-Smc6 complex; nucleus. NCBI's taxonomy places the organism in Eukaryota, Metazoa, Arthropoda, Insecta, Diptera, Drosophilidae. Gene Ontology annotation, molecular function: ubiquitin-protein transferase activity. The transcript has a single exon. The coding region runs from base 93 to 809 and encodes 238 amino acids. Gene Ontology annotation, biological process: double-strand break repair via homologous recombination; DNA damage tolerance.
UCUGGGCACACUGCGACGGCGCGCAUUUUGCUGAUGAUUCCGGAAUUGCUUUGAAUAUCUUAUAUCCACUGAACUAAUCACCGAUAUUCAUCAUGGAGGUGGUAAAGCGUGGCUUCCUCCGCGCCUGCAAGAACCACAGCUACCUGAGCUACGAGCUGAUCGACAAAAUCCUGGGCCCGCUGUGCGCCCGCCACAAAGUACCAAUCCCCUCCAGCAAGGAGGCCAUCAAAGCAAUAGUGAGCGAAAUAAACGACACCAUCAGCGAUUUGGGGCAGUCGCUCGUCUUCAUCAAGUAUCCGAUCAAGGGCGAGGAGUACCUGGUGUACGCCAAGACGGACGCCACGCCCGACAAUGUGGCCAACACCGGAUUGUCAGCCGACGACUGCCAGUACUUUUCCAAACUGCUGGACAAGAUCGCCUCCGAGGAGGAUUGUCACAUUCCCUGGAAUGCCGCCUACAAUGACCUUGGUUUGCAGGGCACAUCGAAGCCGCUGAAGAAGAGCCGCAUGCAGGAACUGCUGCACACUUGGACCCAAAUGGGCUACUUCAUGGAGCUGGACGAGAGAAUCUACCUGGGACCGCGCAGCCUCGUCGAGCUGAGCUUCUACCUGGCCUCCAAUCACGGGGAGCACAUCAAGAACUGCAUGCUCUGCAAGUGCCUGGUGCUGUGGGACAUCCGCUGUGGGUCCUGCAACAUCCAGUUCCAUCGCGAGUGCAUCAACACCUACCUUCAGCGACGCGACAUUUGCCCGUCCUGCGGCAACCUGUGGACAACGCCUUUAAGGCGUUCCACCAGUCAAUCUUCAUAAAUGCCAUUUUUGAUAACUAUAGUAUAGAUUUCGAAUAGUACCUUACCCAUGUUUAUCGGUAUUAACUAAGUGAUUAAAAGGUAAAAAAUAAACAAACUGUUCAAAUUAA